Ilex paraguariensis (yerba mate) is the source of this 2027-nucleotide messenger RNA. Lineage: Eukaryota; Viridiplantae; Streptophyta; Magnoliopsida; Aquifoliales; Aquifoliaceae. The record is from the annotation of a GenBank genome assembly.
UGCCAGAUCAAUUUGGGCUCUCUCCUACUUAUCUCUGUUUCUUGGUUUAUUCUAUCACUCAAAGCUGUUAUUCUUGAAUGCUCAAUUUACCAUUGAAUUACUCCGUUUAUUGUUUGGGUAAUUGAAGACUUUAAGAAUGUCUACGCUCUCUGUGGAUGUGACUCAAAAUGGUAGUGUGGGUACUUCUGCGGAACUUGAAGAAUAUGAUUUUUCGAGGUUACCAGGUAGGCCAAGGCAUUUAAAUAUGGAGAGACAGAGAUCAUUUGACGAAAGAUCGCUCACCGAAUUACCAGUGGGACUGUCACCUUAUCCCCCUUCUAGAUCAGACAACUUUUACAGAGUUUUUGACCACUUUGAUGUGCUCUCCCCGGGUAAAAGGUCAGGCUUUAAUACCCCUAGAUCACAAUUUGGACUUGAGCCACAUCCGAUGAUUGCUGAAGCUUGGGAUGCUCUGAGGCGUACAUUAGUAAACUUUCGUGGUCAACCAGUUGGGACAAUUGCAGCAUUAGAUAAUUCAGAAGAAAAACUUAACUAUGAUCAGGUGUUUGUGAGAGACUUUGUCCCAAGUGCAUUGGCUUUUCUGAUGAAUGGGGAACCUGAGAUAGUCAAGAAUUUUCUUUUGAAGACUCUUCGCCUUCAAUCAUGGGAGAAAAAGAUUGAUCGAUUCCAGCUGGGAGAGGGUGUGAUGCCAGCUAGUUUUAAAGUGCUUCAUGAUCCAGUCAGGAAUACUGAGACCUUAAUAGCUGAUUUCGGUGAGAGUGCAAUAGGUAGAGUGGCACCUGUUGACUCUGGCUUUUGGUGGAUCAUAUUGCUUCGGGCAUACACAAAGUCAACAGGAGACUCUUCCUUGGCAGAAAUGCCUGAAUGCCAGAAGGGUAUGCGUUUGAUACUGAGUUUAUGUAUUUCUGAGGGGUUUGACACAUUUCCAACUCUUCUUUGUGCUGACGGAUGCAGUAUGAUUGAUCGUAGAAUGGGUGUUUAUGGGUAUCCAAUUGAAAUACAAGCGCUUUUCUUUAUGGCUUUAAGAUGCGCUUUGCUUUUACUCAAGCAAGAUACAGGAGGGAAAGAGGUUAUCGAACGAAUAGUUAAGCGCCUUCAUGCAUUGAGCUAUCACAUGAGAAACUACUUUUGGUUAGAUUUAAAGCAGCUUAAUGGUAUAUAUCGAUACAAGACCGAAGAAUAUUCUCACACAGCAGUCAACAAGUUCAAUGUAAUGCCAGAUUCUCUGCCAGAAUGGGUUUUUGAUUUUAUGCCAUUGCAUGGUGGCUACUUUAUUGGGAAUGUUGGUCCUUCAAACAUGGAUUUUCGUUGGUUUUGCUUGGGCAAUUGCAUAGCAAUUUUGUCUUCCUUAGCCACCCCUGAACAGUCUACUGCAAUUAUGGAUCUUAUAGAAUCGCGUUGGCAAGAGUUGGUUGGUGAUAUGCCCCUAAAGGUUUGUUAUCCUGCCAUUGAAAGCCAUGAGUGGAGGAUUGUGACAGGAUGUGAUCCAAAAAAUACCAGAUGGAGCUACCACAAUGGAGGAUCUUGGCCAGUGCUUUUAUGGCUCCUCACAGCUGCAUGUAUCAAGACUGGACGCCCCCAAAUUGCGAGACGUGCUAUUGAACUUGCUGAAACCAGAUUAUCAAAAGAUGGAUGGCCUGAGUAUUAUGAUGGAAAGCUUGGUCGAUAUAUUGGGAAGCAGGCUCGUAAAUACCAGACAUGGUCCAUUGCUGGUUACUUGGUGGCAAAGAUGAUGCUGGAAGACCCUUCCCAUUUGGGUAUGGUGGCACUCGAGGAUGACAGACAGAUGAAGCCUGUCCUGAAAAGAUCAGCUUCGUGGACUUGCUGAUAUAAAUUUGUGUGUCUUCUUGUGAUCCACUUUUGAUCCUUCAACCUUCUCUUAGGAUGGGGCAAAAGAAGGGGUGGGAGGAAGAAUUGAGCUACUAACAUUUUUCCUUAGAUUUCAAUUGGGAAAUCCUUAUUGCAAAUAAAGUGUCGGUAGCCUGUAUUUAGUAUUCUGUUCUUUUAUUGAUGCAAAUGCCAAGCCG